AACCAUCCCAUUCCCCAGUCCGCCAUUUUCGCUCAUAAGUGCGCAUUGCUUCUUCAGUGCAGACGCAGGCCUUGCGGUAGAAGUAUAUCUGAACUAAGUGAACAGUAAUUGUUGCGAGUUCUCGUAAGAAACCUUUGCAAGCGAAGAUGUCCACCGAGCAGACAGAGGCUACAGUUCAGAACGCGGCCCAGCAGCAGCCGCAGCAGGGAGAAAUGAAUGGAAAAGCCAAACACGAGCCCAACAUGAGCAGGAAGGACAGGCCACAGAAGAGAGGCGGCGGUGGUCGUUUCGAACCCUAUGGCAACGUGAACAAGAGAUACAGAGUGUUUGUCAGCAACAUCCCAUAUGACGUGAAAUGGCAAGCGCUCAAAGACCUGAUGAAGGAAAAAGUGGGUGAGGUAACGUACGUGGAUCACUUAAUGGACGCUGAAGGCAAAUCAAGGGUAAGUGCAAAUACAUAAACAUACGAAUUCUUCUUGACAAAGCUGUGCUUGGCAGCUUUAGCCUUUUUCAGUUACUGUUGGGAAUCGGCUAUCACUUAGAACACCAUCGGAGUGUUUUAGUUGGUGGCAGCAGCAUGCCGGAGGUGUGUGUUAGUGGUGGAGCUGGUCUCUGACUUAAUUUUUGUCGAUUGGUGCUCUUAGAACAGAACCAAUGGUUAUUAUGUAGCCAAAUGUGAGAGUGCAGUAGCUGAUAAGUCUUCCUUUUGGUUGCUGGAUUCUGUUCCAUUUGACCUCUAGUGGCUUAGACUUAAAGAGGUUGUUGCAGGAGCACGUGUAAAGUUCAACCACUUGGCACAGAUUCCUUUGUUUUUUCAGAACCACUUAAUUUUGUGAUGUCUUUGUUGUUGUGUAUAUGCACAAUUCAAUGCGUUAACAUGGAAAUGUGUGGUCAGAUUUCCUUUUAUUUGUUUCUCGUUAUAAGUUUGCAUGACAACAAAAUGAACACUCCUAAAUGAGGGCAUUUACAAUCAUCAUCACUAACGUGUACUUGUUUUUUCCCCCUGUGGCUCGGUGUCCGGCUUGAUCCACCAUCUUCCAUCUAUAAAGGGUUGCGCUGUGGUUGAGUUCAGGACUGAGGAGCUGAUGAAGAAAGCUGUGGAGAAGGUGAACAAGCAUAACCUCAAUGGACGGCCCCUGAAAGUGAAAGAGGACCCAGAUGGUUUUAUCUCACAGAGGGAAAUGAACAAGUCUGGAAUGGGUCCUCCUGGCGGCCACGGUGGGAUGGGCAUGGGAGGAAUGGGCGGGAUGGAUCGCAUGGGCGGCAUGGGUGGAAUGGAUCGCAUGGGAGGAAUGGACCGAAUGGGCCCUGGACCAAAUGGACCAUCCGUCAACAUCCCUCCCAGCCUGAUGAACAACCCCAACAUCCCCAACGAGAUCAUCCACGGUCUGCAGGCUGGCAGGAUCGGAAGCACCAUCUUCGUUGCAAAUCUUGACUAUAAAGUGGGCUGGAAGAAACUGAAGGAGGUGUUCAGCAUGGCAGGCGCGGUGGUCCGGGCUGACCUUCUGGAGGACAAGGAUGGCAAGAGCAGAGGCAUGGGCACUGUCACAUUUGACAUGCCCAUCGAAGCCGUCCAAGCUGUCUCUAUGUUCAAUGGACAAAUGCUCUUCAACAGGGUCAUGCAUGUCAAACUGGAUGAGAAGUCCAUGCCCAAAGACUUCGGACCCCCAGAAAGAGCACCUGCAUCUCUUCCCCGGGGUCUCAGUGGUAUCGGUUUGGGUCUUGGACCCGGCGGCCAACCUAUUGAUGCCAAUCAACUCAACCGAGGCGGCGGCGGAGGAAUGGGCAACAUGGGCCCAGGAGGCAUGGAUGGAAUGGGCUUUGGCAACAUGGGAGGCCGCAUGGGAGGAGGUGGAGAUAACUUUGGAGGAAUGAACAACAUGGAUCGUUUUGGCUCCUCUGGGAUGGGCAGAAUGAACGAGAUGGACCGUGGGGUUGGUGGUGGUGGUUUCGACAGAGACUUUGGUCGGAAUGAUAUGGGCAUGUCUCGCAACAAUUUUGGGGAUUCCUUUGAUAGAGGGAUGGGAAACAACAUGAACAUGGAUCGCAUGAAUUCCGGAAUGGAUCGCAUGGGAACCAGCAUGGAUCGUCUGCCCAGCAUGGACCGGAUGGACCGCCCCUCAGAUCUUGAUAGAAUGGGUUCUGGAUUUGACCGCAUGGGUUCUGGGAUGGACCGCAUGGGUUCUGGGAUGGACCGGCUCGGCCCAAGCAUGGAUCGUAUGAGCUCUGCCAUGGACCGGCUUGGCCCGGGUGGAUUUGACCGCAUGGGAGGUGUUGCAGGAAGUGCUGGGGGCAGCGGCAACAUGGACUUCAACUCCAGCAUGGGCAUGGAUCGAAUCGGCAACGCCGGCCUGGAUAGAAUGUCCAGCAGCUUCGACCGCAUGGGCUCCUCAGGCGGCCUCGACCGGUUCUCCUCCACUGGCCUCGACCGUAUGAGCUCUGGAAUGGACCGGAUGGGAUCCAGCGGCCUUGGUGGUCAGUUCGAUCGCUCUGCCGAAAUGGAUCGCGGGUUUGGUGGCAAUUCCUUUGGCGGGCCUGGAGCGGGAGGACCUGGAGCUGGAGCAAACAACAUGAGGAAGGGAUGCCAGAUCUUUGUCAGAAAUCUGCCAUUUGACUUCACAUGGAAGAUGCUGAAGGACACGUUCAACACUUGUGGCAUGGUUCAGUAUGCUGACAUCAAGAUGGAGAACGGCAAGUCCAAGGGCUGUGGGGUGGUCCGCUUCGACAGCCCCGAAACCGCCGAACGGGCCUGUCGCACCAUGAACGGCUUCAGACUCAGCGGAAGAGAGAUCGACGUCAGGAUCGACAGGAACGCAUAAACAUUUCUGCUGCUCUUAACUCGUCUUUGCAUAAACACUCGGAAUCGUCCUGGUUACAAGUUCAUAUUUUAUAAACCUGCUCAUGUGCUUUGUUAUAGAUCCUUAGAUCAAAUUGUUUUACUUGGUGCCCAAGUACCAUCUUGUUUUAGUUUAUUUUUUACUUUUUUUUUUAGAGACCAAUCUUGUACUUUCCUCAUCAUUCACCUUACCUGUCUCCCCCUGCUUUGUUCUAUGAUGUGAUUUGAUUAAAAAAUUGGACAAUUUGAA
Molecule: messenger RNA, 3086 nt
Organism: Synchiropus splendidus (mandarinfish)
Lineage: Eukaryota; Metazoa; Chordata; Actinopteri; Syngnathiformes; Callionymidae
Gene: hnrnpm
Product: heterogeneous nuclear ribonucleoprotein M
Exons: 15
Coding region: 1086-2819 (577 amino acids)
Biological process (GO): regulation of mRNA stability involved in response to oxidative stress; alternative mRNA splicing, via spliceosome
Cellular component (GO): cytoplasm; post-mRNA release spliceosomal complex; nucleus
Molecular function (GO): mRNA binding
Source: RefSeq, a predicted model, not a curated record